Messenger RNA from Cydia strobilella, 2984 nucleotides. RefSeq names its product zinc finger protein 267-like. The transcript is spliced from 12 exons. Gene Ontology annotation, cellular component: nucleus. Lineage: Eukaryota; Metazoa; Arthropoda; Insecta; Lepidoptera; Tortricidae. Gene Ontology annotation, molecular function: zinc ion binding. The record is from RefSeq and is a predicted model, not a curated record. The coding region runs from base 92 to 2437 and encodes 781 amino acids.
CCUUGUUGAACAUGCGUUUGUUUUUCAGUAUUAUAAUAAAAUUCAAGUCAUAAUACUAAAGCAAACGGGAUGUAUUCAAGUUAAGUGAAACAUGUACACGACAAUGAACAGAACACAAAUAAAUUCGCUACUACAGCACGAGUUGUUGUGCUGCCGAGUUUGUUUAAUGUUGGAUUGUAGACUGUACAAUAUUCACGAAUAUAAACUCGCUGAUACCUUUACUCGCAUCUCUGGGACUCCUGUGUCCAGGGACGGGCUGCCGCAGUACCUGUGCGCGUACUGCCUCAUGCUGCUCCUCAAAUGCUCGUCCUUCAGUGACAUGUGUGUCCGCACACUGAAGCAACUUACACCCACACUGCGCAAGGGAGCGCUGGAUACAGAUUAUAUUCGCAAAUACCAACUCCCUCACCGGUCGCUCAACUUAACCCAAACUGAAAUCAAAACAAUAGAUUUACUUCCGGAGGAUUUACACAAUGAACAUGAUGAACACAUUCUGUCAAUAGAUGGCAUUAAUGAAGCUUAUCCUGAAAUGAAACCUGAAAUACUAGAAGAUAUAAAUGAAAUCGGUGACGAUUUUGAGUAUGAAAUUGUUUUAAAAGAUGGUAUAUUCAACAAAAGAAAAAUUGAUAAUAUAAAGGCUAUAAAAAAUACCUUUAAGACUAAAAAAACCCGCAAAAGAGACACAGUAAAGCAAAAUAUGGCCUUAAAAAUCGAACGUGUCUUUAAUGAAAGUAUGGAUAUUGAUAAAAAUCUGAUGAAAACAGAGGCAACUGAAACUCCAGUAAAGAAAAAUAUGGUCCUAAAAAUCGAACCGUUCUGUAAUAAAAGUAUGGAUUUUGAUAAUCAUCUAAUGAAAAUAGAAAAAGAGAAUACAGUAAUGACUGCAUUUCCAGUGAAGGAAAAUAUGGUCUUAAAAGUUGGGAGUGUAUAUAAUCAAAGUAUGGAUUUUGAUAAUAAUCUAAUGAAAAUGAAAAAAGAAAAUGCAGAAACACCGAAAAUGAUGAUGAUUGAAGUAAAAGACGAUAAAAUUGAAUUAAAAGUUGGUGAAAAAUCCGGUAAUAAUGAUAAUAUUUACUAUGAAGUGCAUGAAAAAAUAGAAGACGUAAAAAUGAAAAGAAAAAAAGUCCCAAACGUAACACGGACAGAAUGUAAAAAGAAUGUAAUGAAAAGCGGGAACAAUAAGCGAAAGCGACCUAGAUUUAUUCCUGCCACAUUUGAGAGUACCUACGAUCUUGAAAUUGUCACUUUGAGCAAGGAAGAGCAACUGGAAGAGAUCGCAACACGCAAAAAGUCCGAGAGUUACCUGAUGUCGCAUUUUAAGUGCGAGGACUGCGGGAAAGGGUUUGGCGUGGAGUCUGCCUACAAUAAUCACCGCGCCAGGCACAGCCCGAGCAACGGUCCGUACUCCUGUGAGAUCUGCACUUCGUACUACACGCGCCACUCCCUCUAUAUACACCAGAAGCGGCACCAACUGAAGUACAUUUGCAAUGCGUGCAACUUCGUCUCCAGACACAAGGGACAAGCGAUCAAGCACCACGCUACGCACACGGGCAAGACCUACGAGUGCCCACAUUGCUUGAAGACCUUCAUAAGGAGCACGUCGUGUUUAAACCACUUGCGGCUAGCGCACCCCGAGCGGAACCUGGACUGCGUCGACUGCGGGGAGACGUUCGUUGGCGACCACGGCCUCAGGCAACACAGAAGGCGGAUACAUGACGUGAAAUUGCAAAAGUUCAUAUGCACUAUCUGCUCAGCCGAGUUCAAUAGUGUCUCGGCGCUGAACACACACACAGACACGGCCGGCGAGCACACAGACCUGCGGCCGUGCGAGCAGUGCGGCGAGAACUGUGCGAGCGAGGACGCGCUACAGGAACAUGUUGAGGAGAUGCAUCCCACCGAGUCACAUCAUUGUGAAGUGUGCAACGUGGCAUUUUCAAAUGCGGCGGCGUUAAUCACGCACAGCCGCCGCAAGCACCUCGGGCGGCCGUACGCCCUAGCGCCGCGUCUGCGCGAAUACAAGAAAAGCUUGAACAAGCCUAAGCCGUGUAUGUGCGAGCAGUGCGGCGCUAUUGUGAGCCCAACAAACUUCGCGUACCACAUGAGCUCACACCUCGCCGUGAAGCCUUACGCUUGUCCACAUUGCCCGAAGACAUUCGGCUGGCCGCAUAAUCUAACAAAUCACGUGCGCACGCACAGCAGUGAUAAGCCGCACCAGUGCCCCGAGUGCCCGCGAGCCUUCAACUCGAAGUCGAACUUGAAGCGACAUCACAACACUGCACAUUUAGGUAUACGCGGCUCAUUUCCGUGUCCGAUGUGCGGGCGCACGUCCACCACCAAGCACUCUUUGGAAGUGCACUUGCGCGGGGUGCACGGCGACGCUGGCUGGCCCAAGCGGGAUCGCAGCAAACGCAAGAAAAAGACGCAGCUAGAUGAUUAAAUGAAAAAUGAAAAAACUUCGUUUAAAAAAAUAGUUUUUUCCCCUCACUAGCUCGGAAAGCCGUCUUUUAUAAAACAAGCGGGGAAAAACGCAUUUUAUCCACUAGUGGGGAAAGUAAUUUGACCUUGGAUGGAGCGUGUUUAAGUAGCUUGACAGAUAACAAAACGUUAAACGCUCAUGAUAAUGGUUCGUUCGAUAUUAGAUAUCAUUAAAUAAAUGGUUUGAGAAUCUAAUAAAAAAUACCAAAUUUAGCUUUAUUUAAUAAUUUUAUGUCAUAAACCUAAAAAUUCCAUAAGAAACGUUAGAUUUUUUAUAAUGAUGUUAAAUAUAAUUCUGAACGCACAAGUUGAGUCGAUGCAAUUUCAAAACGCAUCGUUAACAUUUCAUACGUCAGAACAGAAAUGUCAACAUUGUCAACAAAAUGUUUACUGUUCUUCUCACCGGCUCACGUAAAAAUCAGAAUUUCUAGUGUUUUCUGUUAUAAUAUCGUAAAAAAAUUAGUGAUUCCAGUGAUGAAGAUGAUCUAACGCCUGUGGACGUUGCACUU